AGAGGUUUAAAGGAAAUACAAAUACUGUUGUUAUAUUUUGUGUAAAGUUCUUAAAAUGAAUUCUAGAAAAUCGAAAAGGAACAUAGAGAAGAGUUUUCUGGUUCAUGAAGAGAUAAAUCAACAUACAAAUCAGUUAUUUGGAGGAGUUGCAUUACAUUCUUCUAAUGAAGCUAAACAACACACAAUUUUUAAAAAAGAUGAAAUACAGAACGUGAAUACAACAAAAAAAGCAAUACAAGGAGAUAAUAAACUAAAAUGUGUCACAAAAGUUCAUCUGGAGCGUAUUCCAUUGCAAAAUUUAUUAAAUUAUCAACAGAAAUCCUUUUUUGAAAAUUAUAACAGUAACCUACGAAGAAGAGAAUGUAAUUCCUUUUGUGAUAAUGGUAUUGAUCCAACUGCAAUAAAAAAAAGUUUGAAGAAUUCUGAAGCUAUGCCAAAAAAUGUUCAUUAUGACAUUGAAAAUAUGAGAGGUGUUACAAAAGUAAUAGAAAAAGAAAAGAAAAAUCUGGAUUUAAGGCAGACUACAAGAACUAGAAAAUCUAAUACGAUAAUGGAAAACAACAACAAAAGUAAAAUUUAUGAAUGCCAAGAUGAGGUUGCUUUUGAAAGGAAAUUCAAUAAAGGAAAAACACUUAAAUCUACAAAAUCAAAUGACUCUAAAGACAAAAAGAAACAAACUCAAGACAUAAUGAAAAUGGAUAAAUCUCAGAAAAAAGCAAUAUCAACUACUAAAAGUAAUAAUCAUAGGAAGAACAUACAAAGUCCAAUGUUAGUCACAUCUAACAAAAAUAUAAUAGGUAAUAGCAACACUACAUUAAAAACACCAAUUUACAAACAAUUUCAAAUGGAUACAGAUAAUAAAGAUCAUAAAGAUGAAUAUGAUUUUAUAGUUUCUCCAUCUAAUACUAGAUAUAAAUUAAAAAAGAAAAGAAGAAAUAACACAGCUCAAACACCAGUAAGUUUUCACUUAUUUGAUAUUCCCAAAUUUACCAAAAAGAGGCCUAGAAGACGUCGUCAAUUUCCUCGCACAUUUCAAGCACUUUUAACAGUUAAUCCAAAAAAUCAAAGAAAAGUGGAUAUACCUGAAAGUAAUUUGGCAAAUAAUUAUUCCGUGUCAACUUUGAUAAAUGACAAAGAUGUAAUAGCAGCGAAACCUUUAAAUAAUCUUGAAAGAGUAAUUGCUAAUAUAAAAAGCAAUAUAAAAAAUAAAAAUGAAAUAAAAUUAAGUAGUGAGAAACAGGAGAUUCCUCAGAAUAUUCAACAGACUAAUGAAGAUUACGAUUCUGAUGGAAUAAAUAAUAAUGAAAGUGACUUAAAUAUUAUGAAACCUUUAAAUAUAGACAAUGAAUCUCAAAAAAAUAAUAAAACUGUAGAAGAAGAAAUUGACACUUAUUUUGGUUUUGACGAUGAAGACAAAUCCCCUAUCAUAAGAACGAAUAUAAAAGAAAAUUCAAACAGUAUUUCAAAAAUAUUUGGUAUUAAUAAAACUUCUGCAGUUGAAUCACCUUCUACAUCUAGUAGAACGUUAAACAACAAAAUAAGGAUACUUUCGAAUAUUCUAGUCAAACCUUCUUCUUUGGUAACCUUUGUACCUGAUAAAACCACGAAUGAAAGUUCUCUUUUUGAAACAAGUAACAGCACAUUAAACAACACUAAAAAUUUACAAAAUAAUGUUGAUUCCCUACAAGGUACUAUCAAUGAUAGUUUUAAUUUUGAACAUCUCCGUAAAAAAGGUCCUGGUGCCAAUAGUACCAUGAUCCGACCUCUUGACAAUAAGAAAUCGUUUUCUUGGAGACUUGACGAGCAUCUAUUUCAAUAUAAUCCUCACUUUUUAAUGUUAAAAGAAAGUUCUCUACCAGCCACUGAUCAAGAUAGCAUUAUCAAUCAUACAUUCGACGACAGCAUAUGUCAAAAUACUAAAAAAUCUGUACAGAAUGACGAUUGUAGGAACACCGAAAAUCAAGUUGUACAGAAAAGUAUUUUAGAUUUUGUUGAAUCAUCAGGGAAACAAGACAUUGAACCUAAACUGAAAAGAGUAAGCUUUUUUAACAUUGACGAGUUGAGUCCUUUAAAGGAGUCACAACAACAAAAUUUACUAGAAAGGAAUCCCGGGAAAGUAAAACGUAACAUAUUCAAGAAAAUUAGUCCUAAAAAGAAUUCUUCUAAUAAAGAAAAUGUGAAUGUUAAUAACAAGAUUCGUCCUAAAAAACAAAAUAAAGAGAACAGUCCAACAAAACACUCUCCUUUCAGCAGUUUUGACAAAGAAAUCAAUCCUAAAAGAAACUCUUUUUCUGAAGACGUAAAUUCGUCAGAAUCAUCAUUUAUAGAAAAUUUAUCGCCAGUGGUUGUACUUAAAAGAAUAGAUCUAACUUUACUUCGAGAAAGGAAAUUAAACCUAACUGAUGAUUUUGGUUUUGAUUCUCUUCUUAUUGACGAUAAUGUAGUUAAAAAUCGCAAUAAGAAUGAAGCACCCACACGAAUUUCGAUUAGGGAAAUAAAAAAAGUGUUGAUCAACAACAAUUCUGCUAACCAAGCAGCUAAUGUUGUCGUAGAAAAUUCACCCAACAAAGUAGUGAACGACAGUGAUUCCGAUAAUGACGAUCUAGCUGUAGAUAUGCCUCAAAAAGCUGACGAAUUUCCUAACGAUGAAAAUAAUGUAGGUCUGUUUGAAGAUCUUAAACUAGACCCAAAGCCAAUUGCUAAAAAAUACGAACGUAAAAGGCCUGUUAAACGCAAACGAAGAUUUUAUUCGAAAGAUUCUGAUUCGGAGCAUUCGGUUGUUGUUACUUCGAAGAAGAAAAAGAAAAACAUUCUUGGUAAAGAGGAGGAAAAAGAAUUCGAAAAAUGGGCAGCAGCAUUUAAUUCAGAAUGUGAAGAAGUGGAUAAAUUUGACCUGGAAAUUGAGUAAUGAAUUUUUGACUAUUUUAAAAUUUACAUUUUAUAUGAAUUAUUUUUUUAUAAUUCAAUUCCCUUUAAGUGUUGAAUAUAUUUGUAUAUUGUUCUUCAAAAUGCCAUAGUUUACUGUUACCACUUACCAGUGCAUCACAUCAUGUGGUUGAAAGGAUCCGAUUUUGU
Agrilus planipennis (emerald ash borer) is the source of this 3075-nucleotide messenger RNA. Its product is annotated as MATH and LRR domain-containing protein PFE0570w-like. The record is from RefSeq and is a predicted model, not a curated record. The transcript is spliced from 5 exons. NCBI's taxonomy places the organism in Eukaryota, Metazoa, Arthropoda, Insecta, Coleoptera, Buprestidae. The coding region runs from base 56 to 2908 and encodes 950 amino acids.